AGGGGGGCGGUUAAGGGGAGCUGAUGUUGUGUUGGUCUGGAGGGUCCCUGUGUCCAGGAAGAGGAUAUAAGAAGAGCAGCUUUGCAGGUAGAGCUUCCCAACUGAGUACCAUGUGAAGGUCUGACAGAUCCCCUUGAUUCGUGGGACAGGAGAGACGUCCCUCUUUCAGUCCAGAAGGGGAAAAUUCUUUGAACGUUUUUGUCUGCUUCAGUAGGCUCUUAAAGUAUCAUCUUUACCUGAACCACACGGGCACGUGCCUGAGCCAGUUUGCCCACUGUGGGGAAAGGAAGUCUCAGGAGGCAUUCCGCGCACCAUGGAGAAACCGUGGAAGUGUGGGGAUUGCGGGAAAGGAUUCCGCUCCCCCUCCGUGCUGGAGAUCCACCGCCGUGUCCACACCGGGGAGCGGCCCUUCACCUGCUCCGUCUGCGGCAAGGGCUUCACCCAGUCGUCCCACCUGCUGACCCACCAGCGGGUCCACACCGGGGAGAGGCCCUUCACCUGCUCCGUCUGCGGCAAGGUCUUCUCUGACUCGUCCCACCUGCUGUCCCACCAGCGUGUCCACACCGGGGAGCGGCCCUUCACCUGUUCCGUCUGUGGCAAGGGCUUCACCAAGUCGUCCAACCUGUUCUCGCACCAAUGGGUCCACACCGAGGAGAGGCCGUUCAGCUGCUCCGUCUGCGGCAAGGGCUUCUCUCACUCGUCCCACCUGCUUAAGCACUGGCGGGUCCACACCGGGGAGCGGCCCUUCACCUGCUCCAACUGCGGCAAGGGCUUCUCUCACUCGUCUCACCUGCUCAGGCACUGGCGGGUCCACACCGGCGAGCGGCCCUUCACCUGCUCUGUCUGCGGCAAGGGCUUCACCCAGUCGUCCCACCUGCUGCAGCACCAGCAGGUCCACACCGGCGAGGGGGUCUUCACCUGCUCAGUCUGCGGCAAGGGCUUCACCCAGUCGUUCACCCUGCUGACCCACCAGCAGGUCCACACCGGGGAGCGGCCCUUCACCUGCUCGUUGUGCGGCAAGGGCUUCACUCGCUCGUCCAGCCUGCUGCGGCACCAGCGGGUCCACACCGGGGAGCGGCCCUUCACCUGCUCCGUCUGCGGCAAGGGCUUCACC
Hemiscyllium ocellatum (epaulette shark) is the source of this 1114-nucleotide messenger RNA. Its product is annotated as zinc finger protein 239-like. The record is from RefSeq and is a predicted model, not a curated record. The transcript has 2 exons. Gene Ontology annotation, biological process: regulation of transcription by RNA polymerase II. The annotation marks the transcript as partial. Lineage: Eukaryota; Metazoa; Chordata; Chondrichthyes; Orectolobiformes; Hemiscylliidae. Gene Ontology annotation, molecular function: DNA-binding transcription factor activity, RNA polymerase II-specific; RNA polymerase II cis-regulatory region sequence-specific DNA binding.